AUGUAUGAAAAUGAUAAUACAGAUACAGCUGACAGUCAUCAUAAAAAUGAGGAAUUGAUAGAAGAAUUAUAAAAGUAUUGGCGAUUAGUGAUUUCUCAUAUGGGAUAGGAUUAUCAACAUCUAUUAAAAUUGUCUAGGGAUUCUGAUGCAUUGGAAUUGGUUUAGUCAUUGACGAUUUUAGAAGAUAUUAGAUUUAAUGAUUAGAAAGUUCCAUAAAAUCAUGAUUUAGAAAAUGAAAUACUGCAAUUUAAAUAAUAAAUUUCUAACCAAAAAAAUGAAUUGGAAUCCAAAACCAAACUCAUUCAUGAAUUACUAAAAAAACAAACUCAAAUAUAAGAAUAAAAUCAAUAAAUGCUUCUAUAGUUGAUAAAAAAAGAGGAGGAAAAUUCCAGUUAAAUAGUUCAACUACAAAAGGAAAUAAAAGACAAUAACAAAAAUUAAAGUCGAAUGCCUUUGUAACUGCAAUCUGCACGUCAACCAAUUCAACAAUAUAGUUAAUCAACAAAAAGCUCUCCCUAACCCAGAGAAUUUCGUCAACUAAGCAAUUAUUAUUAAACUAAAUUAAGUAAAUUGAUAAAGGUUUAGGGUACUCAUAAUAAUGCAAUUAAAAAUAAUAGCAAUAUUGUUUUUUAAUGA
This is a messenger RNA of Paramecium tetraurelia, 636 nucleotides long. RefSeq lists its product as uncharacterized. NCBI's taxonomy places the organism in Eukaryota, Ciliophora, Oligohymenophorea, Peniculida, Parameciidae. The transcript has 2 exons. The record is from RefSeq and is a predicted model, not a curated record.